AUGAAUGAAACGAUCAUAGUGCCGCUGACUGUUGAUAAUGAACUAUAUCCAGCUUUGAUUCAAUGUUUCUUCAUUAUCUGCUGUGGCUACAUAGCCGGUCAACUGAAUCUGUUAACAACUGCUCAUUCCAUUGGUUUAUCAAGGUAUAUAAGUAACUUUGCAUUACCAGCGGUUAUAUUCAAGAAUCUCGUCGAUGUCCAAUUUCAAAGUGUUUCAUGGCAAUUUCUUACAUCUGUUCUGAUUAGUAAAUCAAUCUUGUUUUUAAUGACAAUUCUUCUGACGUAUAUUGUUGAACGUCCGAAAAAUCUCGCUAGCAUGGGUCAUUAUGCGAUCAUGACUACUCAAAGUAAUGAUUUUGCAUUGAUUCUACCUAUUAUUCAAGCAGUUUAUAAGCAAUCUCAUCCGGAAUAUAGUCGAUACAUUUACUUAAUUGCACCUAUCUCACUUGUCUUACUCAAUCCGAUCGGAUUUAUCUUGAUUGAGACACAGACACGUUUGGAUGAUCAACGGCGACAUCGCGGAAGUACUUGGUCGUACUUUCAACUGAUAUCGACUAUUGUUGGAAACAUCGCUCGAAAUCCCGUCGUGAUAUGUACGUUACUCGGAGUGAUAUUCAAUCAAAUAUUCCAUCAGCAUGUGCCAAGUUUAAUCGACGGCGUUCUUACACCGUUAGCUCAAUCAUUUACAGCCACCGCGCUCUUCUAUCUCGGUCUAACAAUGGUCGGAAGACUCAAUCGAUUGCAUGCACGCCUUGUUCUAACAGUAUUUCUACUCAGUAUGAUGAAAUUAGUCAUCUUCCCGUUGAUUUUACGUCAAGCUGUUUUCUUUCUCGUCAAACCACUGAACGGGAACCUGAGCUAUACUUUGGAAUAUUCGAAUUUUGGAUUUUUAUAUGGAACGUCACCAACAGCACCGUCUGUGAUGUUUUAUGUUCCUGAAUCAAUGUUAUCCCUACAAGCAAUAGCAUCGACAGAACUGGUCGUUUCAACUCUACUAUCGGGACCUAUUAUUCUUGUUUCAGCAAAAAUGAUCAAUUUACGCACAUUGAGUACGAAAGUGACUGAAUGCUAUGACAUGUUAUUAGCAACAACAGCUUAUGAUGUUAGUAUUCUAUCGUUAUUCUGUACAAUUAUUGUGUUAAUCGGAUUCUGUUUACGGCAUCGAUGGUUUAAAACAUCAUUUAUACAUAAAUACACAUUUAUUUUUGUUAGUUUACAAAUGAUUUUAUCGAUAUGGACAAUAAUUAUGCACCAUAUUAAAGUAUUUGCAUCGCUUACUAUGUCACCUAUAUUUGAUUUAGGCACUAUAUUCUUAGCAUUGGCUACGCGAACAUGGGCAACAAGUAUAUCCAUCGCGUUAAUGUUUAUCAUCUGUCAUUCGAAUGAAUUAGCUCGUCGAUGUUCCUGGAUGUAUCAUAUAUUUGGUUGGAUUGUACCCGCAUUAGUAUCUCUGAUCAUCUAUUUUUGCUCAUUAAUCUAUCAACCAGAGGAAAAUCCGGAAUUAAUAGGCGCAGGAAAGCUUGGAAAACUCCAAAUAAUUCUCUCGAUUUUAUUACUCAAUGUAUGUGUGUUGAUCAACACGAUUAGUCUUCUUCGUAUCGCACGGCGGACGUAUCAGUUAAGACACGAUCUAGCCGAUCAUCGACCAGAAACUUCUAAUGAUUCGAACUCAAUAAUGAGUGAAGCUCAAACAUUGAUCGAUGAUAAUGAUGAAGAAAUGGACACGCCAUUCAUUUCUAGAGGUAUCUUUUUCUGUUUAUCUCAUCGGAUUUUCUUACAUAUUGUCUUUGAAGAGCCCGAAGAAGUGAAAUUUGUUGAAGGUGAUGCACAAUUAUUUCGUCACGGCAUCCUUAUUGCCUUACUGACAAUCGAUGCUGUCAUUUGUGUAGCGGUGCUAUUGUGGUUAAUCAUAUCGCGUGAUCGUGAUGGUAUUUAUUAUGAAUUACAGUUCUUAGACACAGUUUUACUUUACGGACAAGGUAUUAUUUCUUUUCUUGUCUUUGCAUUGGAUGCUGACUUGCUUGUGCCGAUCUCGCGAAAAUUAAUGAAAAUGUUUUAUUGUUGCGGAUUCAGUCGAAAUUAUACACGAAAUCAAAACAGAACGGAUGCAACAUUAGACUUUGAAUUUCACAUUCGACCAGAAUUCAUCCGUCAUUCCAGGUAA
This is a messenger RNA of Adineta ricciae, 2163 nucleotides long. NCBI's taxonomy places the organism in Eukaryota, Metazoa, Rotifera, Eurotatoria, Adinetida, Adinetidae. The record is from the annotation of a GenBank genome assembly.